GACAAACUCUAUUCACCUAAUCAUUUCCUUACUUAUACACACAGGAACAAGACAUUCCAAACAUCAAAAUUUCAUCACUUACAUCGAAAUAGCAAGCAAUGUUGCUCGUUGCAUCGCUGCCAGCAGCCCUCGCAUUAGGCCUUAUGGUCUCGAUAAUGCUGCCUCAGCCCGCGUCAUGCACCACCCGACACUACACAUUUAACAUUGUGCAACACAACGUGACACGGCUGUGCAAUACGAAGACCAUUGUUAGCGUUAAUGGGAAAUUUCCGGGACCUAGGAUAACCGCAAGGGAAGGCGAUCGUGUAUUAGUUAAGGUGGUCAACAAUGUGACUAACAAUGUGAGCAUUCACUGGCAUGGAAUACGGCAACUCAGGAGCGGUUGGGCUGAUGGGCCGGCUUAUGUAACACAAUGCCCGAUACAGACGGGCCAGAGUUACACGUACAACUUCACCAUCACGGGGCAGAGAGGUACUCUGUUCUGGCAUGCUCACAUCUCCUGGCUGAGAGCAACUCUUUACGGACCAAUAAUCAUCCUCCCUAGACGAAACGAGACUUAUCCCUUUAAGAAACCACACAAGGAAUUCCCCAUCAUAUUUGGGGAGUGGUGGAAUGCGGACCCUGAGGCGGUUAUUAAUCAAGCUCUUCAGACGGGGGGUGGUCCAAACAUUUCCGAUGCAUACACCAUCAAUGGCCUUCCUGGACCCUUGUACAAUUGUUCCUCUAAAGAUACAUUCAGGCUGAGAGUGAAGCCGGGGAAGACAUACUUGCUUCGUCUGAUAAAUGCUGCCAUGAACGAUGAACUAUUUUUCAGCAUUGCCAACCAUACCGUCACCAUAGUUGAAGCAGAUGCAGUGUAUGUCAAACCAUUUGCUACUAGCGUGGUGGUCAUAACCCCCGGCCAAACCACAAAUGUUCUGCUCAAGACGAAGCCUCACUACCCGCACGCCACAUUCCUCAUGGCUGCAAGCCCAUAUUUCACGGGACAGGGAACUUUUGACAAUUCCACAGUUGCCGGUUUUCUUGAAUAUGAAGAACAAUCAGAUCACUUGCAUAACAAGACAAAGACACUUUUCAAGCCUACGUUACCAGCAUUAGGUGACACUGGCUUUGUUGCCAAUUUCACCCGGAAGCUCCGGAGCUUAAACAACCCAAAAUAUACGUCAGCAACUGUCCCGCAGACGGUGGACAAGCGUUUUUUCUUCACCGUCGGACUCGGGUCAAGCCCAUGCCCUCAAAACACAACGUGUCAAGGACCCAAUGGGACAAAAUUUUCAGCUGCAGUCAAUAACAUUUCUUUUGUUCUUCCUCAGACAGCUAUGCUACAAGCCCACUUCUUCCAAAACUUUACAGGAGUUUACACCGCAGAUUUCCCAACCAAUCCACCGAAUCCAUUCAACUACACAGGAACUCCACCGAACAACACUUUAGUGAGCAAUGGAACUCGGGUUGUGGCUCUUCCUUUCAAUGCUAGUGUGGAGCUAGUUCUUCAGGAUACAAGCAUUCUUGGGGCUGAGAGUCAUCCUCUUCACCUACACGGUUUCAAUUUCUUUAUAGUCAGUGAAGGAUUCGGGAAUUAUGAUCCAACCAAUGACCCUGCAAAGUUUAACCUGGUGGAUCCCGUUGAAAGGAAUACAGUAGGUGUUCCAUCUGGUGGCUGGGUAGCCAUUCGAUUCCAAGCAGACAAUCCAGGAGUAUGGUUUAUGCACUGCCACUUUGAAGUACACACAAGUUGGGGGUUAAGAAUGGCUUGGAUCGUACAGGACGGGCCGCUAGCAACUCAAAAACUGCCACCACCCCCGUCUGAUCUUCCCAAGUGUUGAAGGAGCUGCUGCUUUGAAUGUAAACCAGCAGUCUUGAAUUUAUUUAAUUUUGGUUCUCCCCUUCUGUAUCUUUUCCUUUUAUCAUUUUUACCAUUUUUGUGUGAGUUUCGUUCUUUUAUAUUGUAAAUCAUUCGGAGCCGGGUGUGGUUUUAUUGUAUCUAUCAAAACACAAAUGUUUCUGAGGGUUAUUUUAUUUAUCAAAAUACUACUGUAACUUCAUCAA
Salvia splendens (bonfire salvia) is the source of this 2046-nucleotide messenger RNA. Its product is annotated as laccase-17. The transcript is spliced from 6 exons. Gene Ontology annotation, cellular component: apoplast. The record is from RefSeq and is a predicted model, not a curated record. Gene Ontology annotation, biological process: lignin catabolic process. Gene Ontology annotation, molecular function: hydroquinone:oxygen oxidoreductase activity; copper ion binding. The coding region runs from base 99 to 1823 and encodes 574 amino acids. Lineage: Eukaryota; Viridiplantae; Streptophyta; Magnoliopsida; Lamiales; Lamiaceae.